Microplitis mediator is the source of this 1448-nucleotide messenger RNA. RefSeq names its product odorant receptor 13a-like. The coding region runs from base 202 to 1377 and encodes 391 amino acids. The record is from RefSeq and is a predicted model, not a curated record. Gene Ontology annotation, cellular component: plasma membrane. NCBI's taxonomy places the organism in Eukaryota, Metazoa, Arthropoda, Insecta, Hymenoptera, Braconidae. The transcript has 7 exons. Gene Ontology annotation, molecular function: olfactory receptor activity; odorant binding. Gene Ontology annotation, biological process: sensory perception of smell; detection of chemical stimulus involved in sensory perception of smell.
CAUGUACUGCAAAACUUUGCUAUUCGUAUGCAAUAAUAAUGAACUUACUAAAAGAUACAUUUAUUAUUCAUAAAUUAAUACAUUAAUAUGACGCACAAAGACAAUGGAUCCCCACUCUUGACCACUGAGUUUCAUUGGCGGAAUUAAAUUCUCUCUAUUUUCCCGGUGUAUUAUUUGAUAUCCCAACCAAUAUCACCAGUGAUGAAUACAAACGUCGAGAAACAAUUCGCGGAAGCUAAAUUAUUAUUCGAUAAAGUCGGUUGGAUUAUUCAAUUUUUGAGCGCAUGGCCACUAAACCCGACGUAUACUAAAUUAAUACUGUUCUUAUUGUAUUUGAUUUACGAAAAUAUCUAUCUUCUGAUAGCGUACAAUGAUUUUCUUUCAAUAUUCGGUGAUCUUCAGCUCAUGACUACAAAUCUUAUAGGAUCAUUAGUACAGACGAUAAUGAUGAUACGAUUAAUUUUUGUUAAAUUUUCAAAAAAAGUUAGAAAUAUAAUUAUCGAAAUCCAAGAUGACGUUUGUGAAAAAAAUUAUAAAAAUCCUGAUGAUAAAAAAAUUUACGUGCAAUACAGCUCGUUAGCCAUUAAGUUUUACAAAGUCACCAUGGGGUUUGGCACCGGCGCGGGAUUAAGUUUUUUUAUAUUACCUUUACAAAACUGUAUUUUAUCUUGGUUACUGCAUAAGCCUGUUUUUCUGGAGCUUCCUUACAGAGUUAAAUUAUUUAACUCAAAUGAAACAUCUUUCAAAGAGUCUAUUCUACUGUACAUUUUUGAAGCACCGUUACCUGUAACUGCGUUGUGUUUUUUCGCAUCUGUUAAUAUGCAAUUUAUAAUAAUAACAAAUAUAUGCGCUCGUAUUGCUAUUUUGACCAGCAGAAUAAAGAAAGUGCGCGGCGAAGUUGAACCUGUCAGUGCAAUUAAACACAUUGUGCUCAAACAUUUGGAAUUGAUCAGAUUAACAAAAAAAGUUGACGAAAUUUGGACACCGGUUUUUUGCGUUGAAAUAAUUGUUUUAAUUCCACUUUUGGCCCUAGUUAUGUUCAGUGCAAUUUUGGCACUGGAAGCCAAUGAGACAAUAGCGUUUAUGACAUUAUUCACUUACGUAGGCGCAGUAUUGUCAUGUUUGUUUGCAAAUUGUUUGAUGGGUGAACUAUUAUUAACUGAACGUGAGCAGUUGUUGGAAGCAUUUUACUUAUGCAAUUGGUACAAAAUGUCAACCGAGUGUAAACGAUCCUGGCUCAUUUGUAUGGUAAAUUGUGCAAAUAUUCCAAUGCGUAUGACUGCUGGAAAAAUUUACAUAUUUUCGUUCAACGGUUUUACGGGAAUAUUGAAAUCUUCAAUGGGUUACGUAUCGUUAUUACGAACACUGACAAUGUGAAAAUUUUUUUUUAAUAAGUAAUUUUCUUAGUCUAAUUGUAAUUAUUUUUUGAAAUUUACAGUAAUAUAAUU